CUCUCCUCCAACCUCACUCACCUCUUCCUCAACCCCUCACAAAACCACAAACCCCGCCAAAAUGGUCUACACCAUCGUUGUCCACAUGCGCGCCAAGCCCGACGAGGAGAGCAUCAACAAGCUGCACGCCAAGCUCCUCGAGGCCUCGGCCGUCUACUCCAAGGACAAGGAGACGCUCUCCUGGUUCGUCAUGCAGAGCGUGCACGACAAGCAGGACUUCUGCAUCGUCGAGCGCUACCUCAACGAGGGCUCCCAGAAGUACCACCUCGAGAACCCCUACUGGAAGACCUUCGACCCCUACGUCAUCCCCCUGCUCGAGAAGGAGAUGGAUCUCCGUCGCUUCGAGGAGUUGGUGCCCGGGGAGGAGCAGAAGCAGUAAAUUUUCGGCUUUUUCUUGAUUCUCAAAUAAAAGGGGUGGAUCGUGGGGAUGCCACUGUCUUGUACAUAUAACAGCAGUUUGGGGGAAGAAUUUAGUUGCGUCGGGCCCUCUGGAGGGAUUUCCGGUGCGGGAAUAUAUGUUUUCAC
Aspergillus uvarum CBS 121591 is the source of this 525-nucleotide messenger RNA. RefSeq names its product putative quinol monooxygenase. The transcript is spliced from 2 exons. Lineage: Eukaryota; Fungi; Ascomycota; Eurotiomycetes; Eurotiales; Aspergillaceae. Bases 62 to 379 code for a protein of 105 amino acids. The record is from RefSeq and is a predicted model, not a curated record.